GUGUUAUAACCUCAAUUGCACGUGUUAUAAAAUUGCGAAAAUGGUCCGAAGACACAAUAACCAGCUGCCUGAAAACCUCCCCCAGCUGCAAAAUCUCAUCAAACGAGACCCCGCCUCAUACCAUGAAGAAUUCACACAACAGUAUCAACAUUUCCAAAACACAAUUCAAGUUUUUGAGUUAAGCCCCGACCAAACUAACAAAACUUUGGACGACCUGGUCAUGUUCAUGGCACAAGUGUCGCACUGUUACCCCAAGGAACUCAUCAACUUUCCCCAACAGCUGAUCGAUUUGUUGGAAAAAAAUAGCACAGUUUUAAACGCCACCAUGAGAAUGACUUUUUGCCGGGCUCUUAUCCUCCUCCGUAACAAGAAUUUGUUAGCCCCCACUGACCUACUGGAAUUAUUUUUCAAGCUUCUGAGGUGCCAAGACAAGGCCUUGAGGUCGUUCUUGGAAACUCAUAUCAUCACAGAUAUCAAGAACUUGAACGCGAAACAUAAAAAUGCCAAGUUGAACACAACCUUACAGAAUUUUAUGUUUACAAUGCUGAAGGACACUAAUUCAAGGGCUGCGAAAAUGUCAGUCGAUAUCAUGAUUGAACUUUACAAGAAGAACGUUUGGAAUGAUGCCAAAACAGUGAACGUUAUUGCGUCAGGUUGUUUCUCAAAAUUCACAAAAGUAAUGGUAGCUUCCAUGAAGUUUUUCCUAGGGAAGGACUCUGACGAGAAAGAUUCAGACUCCGAUUCUGAUGAAGAAAUAGACCCCAAAGAAGUGAUGAUGGCCAACAAAGUCAACAAAAAGACAAGAAAAAGGGAAAAACAGUUGAGUAAAGUAAAAAAAUUGGCAUCAAAGGCUUACAAGAAGAAAUCAGCAGCGCCAGUUUUUAAUUUUUCUGCUUUACAUUUGAUCCAUGACCCACAAGGUAUGGCGGAAAAACUCUUCAACCAGAUGGAAACAACAAAUAAACGAUUUGAAAUCAAAAUUUUAACACUCGAUGUUAUAUCACGGCUCAUUGGCUUGCAUCAGUUGUUUUUGUUCAGUUAUUACCCGUACAUUCAGAGAUUUCUCCAACCGCAUCAGCGUGAAGUGACAAGAAUAUUACAAUUUGCGGCACAAGCAAGUCAUGAGUUGGUCCCUCCAGACGUUAUAGAGCCUGUUUUGAAAACUUUAGCCAACAAUUUUAUUACUGAAAGAAAUUCCUCGGAUGUUAUGGCUAUAGGACUGAAUGCAGUGCGUGAGAUAUGCUCUAGGUGUCCUCUUGCGAUGAAUGAAGACCUACUGCGUGACUUGGCAAUGUAUAAAAACUACAGAGAUCGCGCUGUCAUGAUGGCCGCAAAAUCUCUCAUCCACUUAUUCAGAAAUACAAGGCCUGAGUUACUGCAUAAGAAAGACAGGGGGCGCCCUACUGAAGCAACUGAAGAACUUGGGUCCAUAACUUAUGGACAAGUUGAUGCCAAGGAUUAUGUACCAGGGGCUGAAGUGCUUUUGAAAGAAGAUGACAAGGAGGUUGAGAUUAAUUCAGAAUCUGGUUCUGAUGAUGAGGAAUGGGUUGAUAUUAAACACUCUUCUGAUGAAGAAGGCGAAAGUGAAGACAAUUGCAGUGAAGAAGAGGAGGAAAAAGAAGAAGAAGAAAAAAGCGAAUCACCGGAACGCAAAAUAUUGAAAGCCAAGUCUUCCAAAAGAGAGCUGGCGCACAAAGUCACCAUCGACCGCAUCCUAACUGAUGAAGACUUCAAGAAAAUUGACAUGGCCAACAUCAGAAAACAGGUCCAGGGCCCUAAGAAGGGAACAAAGCGGAAAAUCGAAGAAGUUAAAGUGAGUGGGGCGUCCGAACUUGUCAAAUUGGGUGAUAUUGAAAACAUAUACAAAAAACGAAAGCAUGAUAAACAGACAAGGAUUGAAAGUGUUAAAGCGGGCCAAGUGGAUCGAGAGAAGUUUGGCUACAAGGACGGAAGAAUGAACAUUCACUGCUCGAAAACAAACCGGGAGAAGAGGAAGACGAAAAACUACCAAAUGGUCAAACACAAAAUGCAAAGGAAGGGAAAACGCAGCUUCAAAGACAAGCAAAUUGCGUUAAGGAAUCACUUGUUAAAGUUGAAAAAGAUGAAAUAAUUUUGUAUUUAUCGUUUUGUUAUUUAAUAAAUGAAAAAAAUCACUA
This is a messenger RNA of Tribolium castaneum (red flour beetle), 2156 nucleotides long. It is a transcript of the gene Mys45A, whose product is annotated as Mystery 45A. Gene Ontology annotation, cellular component: nucleolus. The coding region runs from base 41 to 2110 and encodes 689 amino acids. The transcript has 3 exons. The record is from RefSeq and is a predicted model, not a curated record. Lineage: Eukaryota; Metazoa; Arthropoda; Insecta; Coleoptera; Tenebrionidae. Gene Ontology annotation, biological process: ribosomal large subunit export from nucleus; ribosomal large subunit biogenesis.